Lachancea lanzarotensis is the source of this 975-nucleotide messenger RNA. RefSeq names its product LALA0S09e00232g1_1 (gene ECM11). Lineage: Eukaryota; Fungi; Ascomycota; Saccharomycetes; Saccharomycetales; Saccharomycetaceae. The record is from RefSeq and is a predicted model, not a curated record. The transcript has a single exon. The coding region runs from base 1 to 975 and encodes 324 amino acids.
AUGUCAACAAUCAAACACGUUCAGAAGUUUCAAGAACUAAGCUCAGUGCCAUCAAAGAUGGAACGCGUCGAUUCUGCAGCCGAAAACAAGCCCAAGACCUACGCAAAAGUCGAAACCGCAUCGAAAACGCCCGACAAAUGCUCAAAUAAAAUGGGAAAUUGGGAUAGCCGCCCAGCUCUGAAAGAAAAAGCUACAAAUUUGCCGCCCAACCCAACGGAAACCAAACCAAAAGAGACCAAUCGGUCUCAGACGCUCCUCCAAAACUUCCAAGCCCCUUCAAAAGAUAAAAUAUUGGAUCAGACGGAGCUAGCAAAACUGCUAGACUCAGGCGCCGAAAAUCACAUCAAGAUCGAGGAACCCGCUGUUUCAAGCGUGGCAUUGCAUCCACAAACACCUGUAAUUGGUGAAAAAAGAAGUCCUACAAGGUCCUGCGGGUCUCCCAUUGCCAAAAGGGCUCAAUUCAACAUAAGCCACGACGAAACCGGCCCUGUUGUGAGUCCUAACUUGAAUCUCCUGCCGCUUAACACUACCGUAGGUAAUGAUAAUGAUAGCGAUUUUGACGUUACGGAUCUGAAAGAUCCACCCAGCCCGCUGCAAUGCGCUUCCCCCUUAAAACCGGAUCCGUACCAGCCGCUUCUUUUGGAUCUUCAUGAAUCUGAUCUGGAAACUGAAUCUCAGUCCUACUACGAUGAGGUUUUUCGCGAAGUGAAAGACGAGAGUGAAAGAGCCGCAUUGGUUGAGUUCGCUAAAAUGGACAUCCGCACUUGGACCGCGAGUGGCGAUAAGUUACAGCAAGAACAGCACGCUGUUUUGGUCAGGCUGGUCGAAGCUCGCAUGCGUUUGAGCGCAAAAUUCAAAGUAAUCACAGAUCUUGUCAAUGAACGUGCUUUGGCGCUUACCGAUCAAGGUCUUCUGCUCGACAGAAAGCUUAAGCGGAUUCAGGACCUAGGAAAAGAGAUUUUGGACAUACUAUGA